AAAACAUUCGUAUCGUUUCCAACGCCUAACGUUGCCUAGCAACUCGCAGCUCCUUACGUAUUCAGCGCUGUGAUUGGUGUACACCGAACUGCUUUGCCUUAAUAAUUUCUUGAAUAAUGAUAGUCGAACAUAUUUCCGUGCUUUUAUAGCAAACUCAUCAUUACAUUAUGUGUAUUUCGAUCUGAGGCGAGUUCAUAAAGGAUUUUGACAAGGUGAAUUGGAGCUGGGUUGCCUGUUAUCGUCAGUCAUCUAUAUUCUGUGAUCUUGAAUUUUCCUGUAAUAUGGGCCAGCAGCAGUCGGGACCCGGCGGCGGUGAUAAGAACAAAGACAAAGAGAAGAAGAGGAAGUAUGAGCCGCCCAUUCCCACACGCGUGGGCAAAAAACGCAAGAAGGUUAAGGGACCAGAUGCUGCCAACAAACUUCCACAGGUGACACCUUACACAAGAUGUCGCCUGAAGCAGCUGAAACUAGAAAGAAUAAAAGACUACCUUCUAAUGGAAGAAGAGUUUAUCAAGAAUCAAGAGCGCCUGAAACCUCAAGAUGAGAAGAAUGAGGAGGAGCGGAACAAGGUGGACGACCUGCGCGGCACGCCCAUGUCCGUGGGUAACCUGGAGGAGAUCAUCGACGACAACCACGCCAUCGUCAGCACCUCGGUCGGCAGCGAGCACUACGUCAGCAUCCUCAGCUUCGUCGACAAGGACCAGCUGGAGCCCGGCUGCUCCGUCCUCCUCAACCACAAGGUUCACGCCGUGAUCGGCGUCCUCUCGGACGACACGGACCCCAUGGUCACCGUGAUGAAGCUGGACAAGGCGCCGCAGGAGACGUACGCCGACAUCGGCGGCCUGGACGCCCAGAUCCAGGAGAUCAAGGAGUCUGUGGAGCUGCCGCUCACGCACCCCGAGUAUUACGAGGAGAUGGGCAUCCGGCCGCCCAAGGGCGUCAUCCUGUACGGCGCGCCCGGCACCGGCAAGACGCUGCUGGCCAAGGCGGUGGCCAACCAGACGUCGGCCACCUUCCUCCGAGUGGUCGGCUCCGAGCUGAUCCAAAAGUACCUGGGUGACGGACCGAAGCUGGUCCGAGAGCUGUUCCGCGUGGCCGAGGAGCACGCGCCCUCGAUCGUGUUCAUCGACGAGAUCGACGCGAUCGGCACGAAGCGUUACGACUCGAACUCUGGCGGCGAGCGGGAGAUCCAGCGCACCAUGCUGGAACUGCUCAACCAGCUGGACGGAUUCGACUCGCGCGGCGACGUCAAGGUGGUGAUGGCGACCAACCGGAUCGAGACGCUGGACCCGGCCCUGAUCCGGCCCGGACGGAUCGACCGUAAGAUCGAGUUCCCGCUGCCGGACGAGAAGACCAAGCGGCGCAUCUUCCAGAUCCACACCAACCGGAUGACGCUGGCCGACGACGUCAACCUGGACGAGCUGAUCCUGGCCAAGGACGACCUCAGCGGCGCCGACAUCAAGGCCAUCUGCACGGAGGGCGGACUAAUGGCGCUCCGCGAGCGGCGCAUGAAAGUCACCAACGACGACUUCAAAAAGUCCAAGGAGAGCGUGCUCUACCGCAAGAAGGAGGGUACCCCGGAGGGUCUGUAUCUGUAGGAGGGGAGGAGCGCGGCGCGGCGCUCCCGGCCGGUGUCAGCUGUGUAUCCUCGCGCUGUUCCGCCGGGGCAGGGCUCUCUCCUGGCCGGCCCGGCUGGCCGUCAGCCCUGGGGCUCGGUGUCAGCCCUCCGUGUAGGUAUCUCAGCACUGUUCCGCCGGGCGGUGCUCCCUCCCGGGUGGCCGUUCGACUGUGACCAUGCUGCGUUGCUAUUUGAAUACACUGUCGGAAAAGGA
Molecule: messenger RNA, 1832 nt
Organism: Amphibalanus amphitrite
Lineage: Eukaryota; Metazoa; Arthropoda; Thecostraca; Balanomorpha; Balanidae
Product: 26S proteasome regulatory subunit 4
Exons: 8
Coding region: 282-1598 (438 amino acids)
Biological process (GO): proteasome-mediated ubiquitin-dependent protein catabolic process
Cellular component (GO): proteasome regulatory particle, base subcomplex
Molecular function (GO): ATP binding; ATP hydrolysis activity; proteasome-activating activity
Source: RefSeq, a predicted model, not a curated record